Aspergillus affinis is the source of this 1131-nucleotide messenger RNA. RefSeq names its product cytochrome P450. NCBI's taxonomy places the organism in Eukaryota, Fungi, Ascomycota, Eurotiomycetes, Eurotiales, Aspergillaceae. Bases 1 to 1131 code for a protein of 376 amino acids. Gene Ontology annotation, molecular function: monooxygenase activity; oxidoreductase activity, acting on paired donors, with incorporation or reduction of molecular oxygen; heme binding. The transcript is spliced from 4 exons. The record is from RefSeq and is a predicted model, not a curated record.
AUGACCCGCGAUCGCUCAUUCCAUGCAAAGAGAAAGAAGGUGCGGGAAAAGGGGUUAUCGACUACGGGUAUGAGUGACCAUGAGCCUCGGAUUCUUGAACACUGCAAUGAGAUUCUAUCGCGGCUUACUGAGAGGCCAAAUGAGGCUGUCGAGAUUACCUCGUGGCUCAAUUUCUUCGGUUUAGAUGUGAUGGGCGGCUUGGCUUUUGGCAAGUCCUUCAAUAUGCUGAAGCAAGGAAAGCCUCAUCAGUUUAUGACUCAGCUAGGAGCGAUAGGGCCUUUGGUGGCUAUUCUAGGGUGUAUCCCAUGGCUAUUUAUUUUAUUUCAAAGUCCCCCAUUGAUCAGCGCUAAAAGAGCUGAUAAUGUGGCCUGGUGUGGCAAGCAAGUCCAGGAACAGAAGAUGAUGAGCGAGUCCCGGGUAGAUAUUUUCAUGUAUCUCCUCUUCUCCUCCGAUGAUGAUCCGAAAAAAUCAACUAUUCCUGAUGGUGAUCUGAUAUACGACUCAGAGCCUGCGGUCGUGGCCGGCAGUGACACUAGUUCUACGACACUGGCGGCCAUUGUCUAUCUUCUGGCAAAGAACCCCGACAAGCAAAACCUUCUACAACAGGAGGUCGAUCAGAUCUUGACCAACGCCGAAGAUAUUAGCUACAGGCAGAUCGUCGGGAAGACUCCGCUUCUGGAUGGCUGUAUCAAUGAAGCCCUGAGGAUGUAUCCUGCAGCACCCAGCGGUGUUCAACGUAUGGCGCCCCCAGAAGAUGCUAUGAUUGCCGGAAAAAUGAUACCAGGAGACACACUUAUUUAUACGCCUCCGUACGCACUGCAUCGAAACCCGCGAAAUUUCACCGACCCAGAAUGCUUUAUACCCGAACGAUGGUACUCCCAGGGACACUUGGUUAAAGCCAAGGAGGCAUUCAUCCCCUUUCGGAUCGGCCCGUAUUCCCGUGUAGGGAAGAAUCUCGCCAUGAUGGAAAUGAGAAUGCUCCUCGCUUGUCUCGUUUGUUCGUUCUCGUUCCGCUUUCCUGAUAAUCAAGAAGCAGCCAUUGUAGAGGCCUUUGAGUCCGGCUACCAGGACCAUAUUGUUGGCCACGUGGCUAAAUUUGAGGUUUUCAUAUCGAGGAGAGAUCUCGCGUAG